This is a messenger RNA of Durotheca rogersii, 2777 nucleotides long. Its product is annotated as OPT superfamily oligopeptide transporter. The coding region runs from base 203 to 2398 and encodes 731 amino acids. Gene Ontology annotation, molecular function: oligopeptide transmembrane transporter activity. The transcript is spliced from 5 exons. The record is from RefSeq and is a predicted model, not a curated record. Gene Ontology annotation, cellular component: fungal-type vacuole membrane. Lineage: Eukaryota; Fungi; Ascomycota; Sordariomycetes; Xylariales; Xylariaceae.
CUAUCAUCUGUCACCAUUCCUAUGUCGUCGGUCGAAUACAGACCGGGACCUCCACUCACCAGGUACCGCGUCCUCUCCUACCUGUUCCAUCAUAUAUGCUGCGAAGAUCAUCUCCUACCUCGCAAUUUUCUCUCCUAAAUGCGAAAAAGUUCUCCUGCUGGUUUUCGACUUGUCACCAUCAGCCCCUGUCACGCCUACAGCCAUGGCGCCCGAUAGGGGAAGUGGCGUUGAUCCUAUCCGCGGGGAGCCCUCCGAGGCCGCAGCGCACGUCAAGCGCCUUCCGGAGGGCCACCAUUUCACGAUCCGGGGCGUUGCUGUUGGUCUACUCGUGGGCCUGGUCAUCUGCUUCUCGAACAUGUAUUUUGGCCUGCAGACGGGAUGGGUCAGCAUGAUGACCAUGCCCGCUAGCCUUCUAGGCUUCGGCAUUUUUAAGACCCUGUCUCGCCACCUCGCUUUCCCCUUCUCGCCGGUGGAGAAUGUGCUUGUGCAGUCCGUGGCGGGCGGGAUGGCCACAAUGCCCCUGGGUUGCGGCUUCGUAGGUGUGAUACCGGCGAUGGAGUAUCUGCUAACUGCCGCAGAGCAAGGCCCGAUAUUGCUGAGCAUGUGGAAGUUGAUCAUCUGGUCUCUGGGUCUUUGUUACUUUGGCGUCGUGUUCGCUGUCCCGCUGCGGCGCCAAGUGAUCAUUAGGGAGCAACUGAGGUUUCCAAGCGGGUUCAGUACCGCUGUUCUCAUCGGGGUCCUCCAUGGUAAGGGGCAGGUUCAAAACGGCGGGACUCUGGACUCAUCCAAGGUUGCAACAUUUGGGAGUUUGGCGUUUGAGAAUCGACCCCUUCUGCUGGCAGAAGGCGUCGAUACCGAAGACGACACAUCCGACCUGGAUAACGGCCUACCGCCCGCCGAGACGACAAAGGCACAGAGUUGGAGUUCCAAUAUCCGACUGCUUCUGAUCACGUUUGGGAUAUCCGGCUUCUACACCCUCUGCACGUACUUCUUCCCUGUGCUUCGCAAUCUCCCCGUCUUCGGGAAGGUAGCAGCUGAAACUUGGCUAUGGACUCUAAACCCAAGUUUCGCGUACGUCGGCCAGGGAAUCAUCAUGGGCCCCUCCACAACGAUUCAUAUGCUUCUAGGAGCGGUAGUCGGCUGGGGCAUUUUAUCCCCGCUUGCAAAAUUUCGUGGUUGGGCACCGGGAUCGGUCGAUGACUGGGAGACUGGCAGCAAGGGGUGGAUUGUUUGGACGUCUCUCGCCAUCAUGCUCGCAGAUGCUGUUGUCAGUCUAGGCUAUAUAGCCUCUAGCCCCCUCCUCAAACAUGGGCCUUCCUUUUUCUUAGCCCUCAAGCGGCGCGUCCAACGAAACGAGCUUAGUGGGUUGUUCCUCCGUCGAGCCAACGGCUACACAGUCAUCCGGGAUAACGAGGAUGAUUCUAGACCUACGGUUGCCACAAGAAGCUCAGAGGACGCCGACAUCCCUUCAAACAGAGUCCGCGAAAGCCGGAAUCCCUUUAACUCCCAGCCAAUGCCUCCCCAGGGGGUAUGGGAUUACGACGAUGCCCCCCCCGAGCAGUUGGUCGGGAACAAAACCGUCGGCAUCGGCCUCGUCGUAUCGGUUCUCGUCUGCGUCGCUAGCAUCCAUAUCACAUUCGGUAAUCUAGUGCCCCUAUACGCUACCGUCAUAGCCGUCUUGAUGGCCAUGGUCUUGAGUAUCAUGGGCGUGCGAGCGUUAGGGGAGACAGACUUAAACCCCGUUUCCGGCAUCAGUAAAUUAGCACAGCUUUUUUUCGCCUUCAUCAUACCUCAAUCUCACAAGGCCAGCGUGCUCAUCAACUUGGUGGCGGGCGCUGUAUCAGAAGCCGGUGCGUUGCAGGCUGGUGACCUAAUGCAAGACCUGAAGACUGGCCACUUACUGGGCGCGGCACCCAAGGCGCAAUUCUGGGGCCAGAUUAUCGGCGCGACCGUGGGAGCAGUCAUAAGUGCCUUCAUAUACAGGCUAUACACCGCCGUCUACACGGUGCCGGGCGACCUAUUUCAGGUACCGACUGCCCUCGUAUGGAUCCUCACUGCGAGGUUAGUAACUGGAAAGGGGCUGCCUCCCAUGGCGAGGGAGUUUGUGAUCGGGUCAGCUCUUAUAUUCGCUAUCUCAACUGCCCUACGCGCGAAGAUGAUGGGAACACGCUGGCAUGCUUAUAUACCUGGCGGGAUCGCCGUGGCAGUUGGCAUGUAUAACAUUCCGUCCUUCACCCUAGCAAGAACGAUAGGUGGGGUUGUGAACUGGUAUUGGAGAGCCUAUCUGGGAAGAGAUGACACGCCUCUCAUAGUUCUUGCAUCGGGAUUCAUCUUAGGAGAGGGGUUCCUGAGCAUCGUAAAUUUACUACUACAGAGCUCUCAGGUUUCUCACCUGUGAAGGCAACCAGGUAAUGUCGCGUACCAAUCGAAAUAGAUCUGUGUUUUUAUAUAGAGGGAGCAGCGCCUAGUUCUAUCGCAUCCGGCCUAUGGGCGUCCAACUUGCCUUUCAAAUGGCGCGUUCCUUGCUCGCGGUGACCUGUGGAGAUGGAUGGGACUUGUGACAUUCUAAGAUUCCCGAGAGAGCAGAGCAUCUCCUAACGGCUUCAGCACCGCACGACGGCAAUUUCAAUUGUCGCAUCGGCCCCGCUGCAAGUAGAGCGAAUCAUUUUACGCCGGGACAACAGAAGCCGACGAGCUGUGACUGACAACUCCAGAGCUUGGAGACUCCGAAGGCAGGAUUCAUGAUCAGGACCGAUCGAUGCCCGAGCCGCGGCUAA